AUGAAUUUGACAUGGCAGCGACAUCACUCGGCAGACAACAAACCCCCAAAGGUCAAGACCAGUAUCUCUGAAGCAGGCACUCCAGAUCAACCCAGGAACGACGAUAGAGCUAGACUGUCAUCAAAUAACAAGAGACCGUCGAGUGCUACCAGGGCCUUACGAGAGUUCAAGUUUGUUGCCGGCCGGCCGACGAAACGACGGAAGAAAAGCCAUACAGCUGAAGAUGGCGUAAAGCUCAAGUACGCAUUUGCCGUUAGCGAACCAGGGGAUUCUAUAAGCUCAGAGAUUUUGCCAAUGUCCAUCAGCCCAUCGCUCUCUCUGACCGAGUUUGGCAAUUCGUUCGAUCUGCCGCCCGAUGCUUUAUCGCUUCAGUCAGAAGCAGCCAUUUCCGCAGGCAUCUGGCAAUCCACGGUCUUGGAUUCGGAGUUCGUCCCCGAGGUUCAGAACGUCCAUAGCCCGGACACUGAGAGUCUGGAGCACUGUCUGCAAAUUCAGCAGUAUACCAAUUCUCCUGGAGCAUGGAGCCAGCUCACGCCAGGAAGGACCACGGACUCAUGGUCUGAGGCCGGACACAUUUCCGAGUCCGAAUACGCUUAUCAGACGACUCCCGCUUAUAUCUCUCAGAUAUGCUUCCCAACACUCCACGACAAGUUCUCGGGUCUGCUCAACAUGUAUGACAUUCAGUUCACCAAGUAUCCGAUCACCAACGACUUUAGUGUAAAUCCUUACCGAUACAGACCGGAGACGGCCAAAGGUUCGCGGCAUUUACUACACGCGAUCCUGGCGAUCACGUCGCAUUUCACGCUUCGGUCGCCUACCCAGGCCACGCCCCCAGCCGAAGCGCUGGAUCACAAGAACACGGCCAUGGUGCUCUACCAAAGCGCGUUGACGAGGACCGACUUGUACAACAACGGUCUCAGCCUGCUGGACACGACACUGGCUCUCUGGCAACUUGAGGCGACCAUCUCGGCCCUCAACAUCUGGAGAUCUCGGCUGACAGACGCAUACCAACUUCUCGAGCUCUGCGGCGGCCCCGGAAUAUGGUCUUCAAGCAAGCGAGCGAACGUACAGGUAUCCAUGAUACUCUGGUGGGACACCAUGGUAGCCAUGCUCGCCCGCACAGAAUGCAUCCUCCCCUAUACAUACCUCGAAGCCGUCCUGCGACACGAAGGCCGCCAGCCGUGGACGUUCUACGAACUGAACGGCUGUCCGCGUGAACUCUUCGUUCCCAUGAUCCAGCUAGCGAACCUAUCAGCUCGGAAAGAGAGCAGGACUGCCGCCCUCCUUGUUUCCCAAAUCGAACAAUCGUUGAGACGUUAUGAAUAUCCCGGUGCGGGCAGGGGUUUGUAUCUGGACGCCAACACCGAUGACGAAGAAGCCAUGCAUAUCGAACGUGACAAAUAUCACUGCUGCGAGGGCUUUCGGUACGCCCUGCUGAUCUACAUUCUACGCGUUUUCACCGUCCCGAAGCAGAAGCAGGGGCAGAACCACGACCACCGGCAUCAGCAACUACAGGCCACAGCUCAAUCGAGGAUAUCAUUCCUGUCACGCGUCUGCCUCGACCAUGUAGCAGCCUGUCGAUCUACCUCGCUGAUCCAGAAACAGCUUCUAUUCCCCGUGUUCAUCGCCGGCUGCGAGAUGCGCACCGUGACGCACCGCGAGUUCGCCGCCGAAUUCUGCAGGCGGUGGUUCCGAAAGUUUGGAUACCAGAUGUUCAUGACUGUGCUGGACGUGAUGGAAGCGGUGUGGACCGAACAAGAUAUCGGGCAUGAAGACUUCUGGUGGGGAGACGAGCUUGAUGCCCGGCGCGCAAAGGAGGGAGACUUUGUGCAAUUCUGCUUCGGAUGA
Messenger RNA from Cladophialophora yegresii CBS 114405, 1848 nucleotides. RefSeq lists its product as uncharacterized. The record is from RefSeq and is a predicted model, not a curated record. The transcript has 4 exons. Gene Ontology annotation, molecular function: DNA-binding transcription factor activity; transcription cis-regulatory region binding. The coding region runs from base 1 to 1848 and encodes 615 amino acids. Gene Ontology annotation, biological process: positive regulation of transcription by RNA polymerase II. NCBI's taxonomy places the organism in Eukaryota, Fungi, Ascomycota, Eurotiomycetes, Chaetothyriales, Herpotrichiellaceae. Gene Ontology annotation, cellular component: nucleus.